AUGGAGGUAACGAAGAAGAACAAUGAGGUGAGUGAAGAAGCAAAGGAGAAAAUCUCAGAGAGACUAUCAUCUUUCGAAAACCUCUGGUUCCCACGCGCUCAACAACCCACCGCCACUCUCCCAUCCCAACGCAAAUCCAUCUUCCUCGACCUUCUCUCUCGAGACACCGCCCUAUUCCUAGAACGCUACGGUUCCAACCUCACCUGCAACGAGUUAACCGAGUUCGACUCAAUGAAACACGAUUACGAGAUCAACUGGCACGUGACGCGGUUACGGAGUUUGUUGAGUCCAACGACGGAGGAACUGCGGAAGAGGUCGGUUAGGGCGAAGAACAGGCGGCGGGCUUAUUUGGACAGAUUGAUGAUCGGAGGUCAGUAUUUCUCCGAAGAAGCUAUGAGGGAUAGGGAGCCUUAUCUUCAUCAUGAGUAUGUUGGCAAGUUUCAGGAUCGAGUUGGAAGAGCUAUGGCUAGGCCUGGUGAGAGAUGGUCUGAUACGCUUUUGAGAAGGUGCGAGGAAGCUGCUAUUGUUGCGAAGAUUAGAGGGGAACAGCAGAGGAUUGGUGUGCCUCAGAGGGAUUGGAUUGGUAAUGAAGGGUUUCAAGAAGAGGAAAAAGAAGAAGAGGAGGAAGAAGAGGAAGAGGAAGAGGAAGAAGAUGUUGAAGAAAAAGAGACUGUGGAGAGACGCUUGCCUCAGCCCAAUGUAACUGAUAAUGCCGCGUCUGUUCCAGCUAGAGCGAGGCAGGAUCCAACCUUAUCUUCCGAAGAGCUGGAGGACCGGAUGAAUCAAUUCACUUACAUUAUGCAACAGAAGUUUCUAGUAGGAGAAGAUCAUGAACAUGUAGAUUACUCUAAAAUAGAUAAUGAUGAAACCCUUGACGAUCAUUGGCAGAGGGAAGCCAAUGUUGAUGCAGAAGAGAGAUAUUUUGCUGACGAUUAA
Molecule: messenger RNA, 936 nt
Organism: Lathyrus sativus (Indian pea)
Lineage: Eukaryota; Viridiplantae; Streptophyta; Magnoliopsida; Fabales; Fabaceae
Source: the annotation of a GenBank genome assembly